CUAAAAAUGUCAGUUGUAUCUUCAAGAGUGAGCAGUGUUUCAUCAAUUUUAAAAACUCCUGGAAUAAGAUCACAACUUAUUAGACAGUCUAAUAGAGUAUAUUUCAAACUUCCAAAAAAUCUUAAAAGUAUUAUCUAUAAUUUUGAAACUGGUAAUGGAACAAAAGAUUACGAAGAUUUAAUAUGUACUUUACGAGAUUCAAAUAUAAAGGAUACAGAUUUAAUAGAAUUUUUAUCAAAUGUAAGACAAUGUAUAUCAUUACUUAAUCCUAUUCAUAAAGUAUUUGUAGAAACGCUUUUACAAAUAAAAUGGACAAAUCGUUCUUCAGAUAUGACAUCUGCUUAUAAAGCAUUUAUUGAAGAUUUAAUUUGUAUGCAAAUUCAUUAUGCAAAAAAUGUAAUAGACAAUUUAGUUGAACAAUUUAAACCAGAUGAAAAUGAUAAUAUUGAAUGGAAAAAUGGAGAAUGCAGAGAAGAAGACAUUCAAAGGUUGAAUCAUAUACAUGAUAUUCUUCAAAAAAUUUUAGAAGUUGUACCAAUGUCUAGUAAAGUUCUACUACAAUCUCUUAGAGCAAGAUUCCCAUAUAUUGUUCAUGAAACUCAUACACAUGAAGUUUAUGUAUAUGCAUUAAUUCAAAUAAUAGAAUAUGCACCACAAUUACGAUCUGAUAUUCUAUCUCUAAUUAUUAAUAGAUUGAUGGUAUUAGAUGUAAACAUACCACGUUUAGAGAUAGAUAAUGAAGAAGAAGACUUGAUGGAUGAUAGUAGUGAGUGUGAUAGUACACUUGAUACUGAGAACAAUGUUGAAGAAAAUAAUAUAACAGAAACAGAAAAAAUAUAUCCAAUAGCUCAUAAAUUGGAUGUAUGCAUGGAACUGAUUCUGAAAUACAUGCAUAACUCUUGUUUUAUUAACAAAGUUUUGCAAAUAGAAUGUUUAAAAAGUCUCUAUUUUGAUAUGUUACGAAUAUUCGAAACAGUAAUAUUACCUACUCAUGCGAGUCAAUACGUACAAUAUAUUAUGUUCUAUAUUUGUAGUUUUAAAGCAGCUGUUGUGGAGGCUUUUAUAGAUUGGUUGUGGCGAAAAGCAUCUGAUCCCAAUGAACCUUCAAUUAUACGACAAUCAUCUAUAGCUUACAUUGCUAGUUUGGUAAUUACAGCAACAUUUAUUACAACUGGAUUAGUAAAAACAGUGCAAUUUAAAAUAUCCAAAUGGAUACAUAAUUAUAUUAAUAUGCAAGACCAUUCAAAUUAUAUGGAAGACGAAAAUAAAGAACACAAUGUAUUUUAUUCUAUUUGCCAGGCAUUAUUUCUUAUAAUUACUAAAAGACAUAAUGACUAUCCUGAUUCAAGAAAGUAUAUGUUAUAUUUACAAGAAUUAGAUUUAGCAAAAAUUAUAACAUGUAAAUUAAAUCCAUUAAAAGCUUGUCAUCCUGAAAUUAUGCAUAAUUUUGCAGAAAUUACUAGAAUAUAUCAAUUAGCAUAUUGUUAUACUAUAAUUGAAAAUAAUACUCGAAAUCAGCUUCCACUUUUUGAUAGUAAAAAAGGAACAACAUCUACAAUAGAAAAUUUUUUCCCAUUUAGUUUUUACACAUUACAACGAAGUGGACAAAGAAUGAUUCCUAUAUUGCGUGAUAAUGUUAAUAGUAGUGAGCAUAGAACAACUAUAAAAUAUAGGGAAGAUAUUUGAUAAAAUUUAGCAGUUUAACUUGUAAUUAAUAUAUUUACAAUAAAUUAAAAUGAAAAUACAAAAUAAA
Molecule: messenger RNA, 1753 nt
Organism: Apis laboriosa (Himalayan honeybee)
Lineage: Eukaryota; Metazoa; Arthropoda; Insecta; Hymenoptera; Apidae
Gene: Tif-IA
Product: RNA polymerase I-specific transcription initiation factor RRN3
Exons: 8
Coding region: 7-1686 (559 amino acids)
Biological process (GO): transcription initiation at RNA polymerase I promoter
Cellular component (GO): nucleus
Molecular function (GO): RNA polymerase I general transcription initiation factor activity; RNA polymerase I core binding
Source: RefSeq, a predicted model, not a curated record